AUGUUCCAGACACUGGCAUUUGCCUGCAAAGCCUUGUUUCCUCUCAGGGUCCCUCUCUCAGUAAGGAUGAGCAGCACUGGAGUAGACAAGAAAGGCAUUUUGACUGAUAAAGUGGCUUUGAUCACCGGUUCCACCCAGGGCAUUGGCUUUGCUAUUGCACAACGGUUGGCCCGGGAUGGGGCCCACGUGGUGGUGAGCAGUCGCAAGCAGCAGAAAGUUGAUUGGGCCAUGGCGAAACUGAAGGAAGAAGGACUGAGUGUGAGCGGCAUGGUGUGCCAUGCAGGGAAAGCAGAGGACCGAGAUAGGCUAGUGACUAUGGUUGUAGAACAAUAUGGAGGUGUUGACUUUGUAGUUUGCGUUGCUGGAGUUAAUCCUUUAGUAGGGAGCACUCUGGGAGCCAGUGAGCAGGUGUGGAACAAGAUUCUGGAUGUGAAUGUGAAGUCUCCAGCCCUGCUUCUCGGCCAACUGUUGCCUCAUAUGGAGAAAAGGGGGGAAUGUUCUGUGAUCUUGGUAUCAUCAGUUUCAGCCUACAUUCCAGUUCCAAAAUUGGGCCCCUACAACAUCAGUAAAACUGCCUUGCUGGGCCUCACUAAGACACUGGCUGUGGAGCUGGCCCCGAAGGGCAUCCGGGUGAACUGUCUGGUUCCAGGUUUUAUCAACACUGACUUCUCCAAAGUGCUGCAUGAAGAAGAAAACUGGGUAGAGCCAGCUAAGAAACUAUUUGGAAUGCAGAGGACUGGACAACCAGAAGACUGUGUGGGGAUUGUGUCUUUCCUGUGUUCUCCAGAUUCCAGCUUCAUCACUGGACAGAACAUUGUAGUAGCUGGCUUCUCCCCCAACAUAUAAGGCAGCCUGUCAAGGAACAUGAAGCUAUAACUCUGGGUGUUAAAUAGUACAUGUGAUCCUAGAAACUGGACAGAAGUUGAGUAAGGGUAGAAGAGAAUA
Messenger RNA from Phascolarctos cinereus (koala), 945 nucleotides. Its product is annotated as dehydrogenase/reductase SDR family member 2, mitochondrial-like. The record is from RefSeq and is a predicted model, not a curated record. NCBI's taxonomy places the organism in Eukaryota, Metazoa, Chordata, Mammalia, Diprotodontia, Phascolarctidae. Gene Ontology annotation, molecular function: carbonyl reductase (NADPH) activity.